Molecule: messenger RNA, 1146 nt
Organism: Aureobasidium namibiae CBS 147.97
Lineage: Eukaryota; Fungi; Ascomycota; Dothideomycetes; Dothideales; Saccotheciaceae
Exons: 3
Molecular function (GO): protein serine/threonine phosphatase activity
Source: RefSeq, a predicted model, not a curated record
CCUACGCGCCCAUCCUCGAUGCUCAUCACAACCCUCAACCUCAUCCUCGACUUUAUUCUCGCUCCAUUCAGAUACCUUGCCGCCGCAUUCUAUGCUGAAGACGGCUCCUUCUCUCUACUCAUACCCAUGCGAUCUAUGCGCCGCUUAUUCUCACCCGAACCGCCCGAGUUCGCUGCCCCGACUCCACCCAUGAAGCCUCAUACACGCCCGCGGGGCACCUCUGUCGACUCGAUCGCUUCUUCCAUACCCUCCGACGAAGAGGGGGACCUAUCUGUAUCCUAUGACAAAGGCCCUGCCCACCACACUCGGUCCAAAUCUGCUGCCGACAAAGACGAGAUAGCCCCUGCCAAACGUUCGAUCCGCAUCAAGCUUCACAACAACGAAGAUGCCCUGCGCCGUAGACGCCAACGCGCCACCUCGGAUCCCGACAAGUCGGAGCAAGACAAGGUCGCCGCUGUUGCGAACUCUCUAAAGUCUCCCUCAAACUCGGCUGCCACAAAGCUCAGGUAUCCACGUGCUCCUGCUCCUCCUAGACCUCUAGUACCUCGCCGCCAGCCAUCCUACGUCAUGUCCUAUAACCCCGACCCUCCUAAGAAGACCCUCAUCAUCGACUUGGAUGAGACGUUAAUUCACAGUAUGGCCAAAGGUGGGAGAAUGAGCACUGGUCAUAUGGUCGAAGUCAAGCUUCACGGUCCCAUUGGAGGGAACGGCAUGCUUCUUGGCCCUCAGGUUCCUAUAUUGUACUAUGUACAUGAGCGCCCAUACUGUCACGACUUUCUGCGCAAGGUUUGCAAAUGGUACAAUCUCAUAGUCUUUACCGCAUCUGUGCAAGAAUACGCUGAUCCUGUCAUUGACUGGGUCGAACGCGAACGCAAAUACUUUAGCGGCAGAUACUACCGCCAGCACUGCACGUUUCGCAAUGGCGCAUACAUCAAGGAUCUGACACAAGUCGAACCUGAUCUGAGUAAAGUCAUGAUUCUCGACAACAGCCCCAUGAGCUAUAUUUUCCACGAAGACAACGCAAUCCCGAUAGAAGGCUGGAUAAGCGAUCCCACAGAUAAUGACCUCUUGCAUCUCGUGCCUCUGCUCGAGGGUCUGCAGUACGUCACGGAUGUACGAGCUCUUCUGGCAUUGCGGCUUGGACAA